This is a messenger RNA of Anarrhichthys ocellatus (wolf-eel), 1161 nucleotides long. Its product is annotated as potassium voltage-gated channel subfamily H member 5-like. Gene Ontology annotation, molecular function: voltage-gated potassium channel activity. NCBI's taxonomy places the organism in Eukaryota, Metazoa, Chordata, Actinopteri, Perciformes, Anarhichadidae. The transcript has 2 exons. Gene Ontology annotation, cellular component: voltage-gated potassium channel complex; plasma membrane. The coding region runs from base 40 to 474 and encodes 144 amino acids. Gene Ontology annotation, biological process: regulation of membrane potential; potassium ion transmembrane transport. The record is from RefSeq and is a predicted model, not a curated record.
CCUCUGUCUCCUCCCCUCCCUCCUUUCUCCCCUCAGGGCAUGAGCAGUCUGUUCAGCUCCCUGAAGGUGGUCCGCCUGCUGCGCCUGGGCCGGGUCGCCAGGAAACUGGACCACUACCUGGAGUACGGUGCUGCCGUUCUGGUGCUGCUGGUCUGCGUGUUCGGACUGGUGGCUCACUGGCUCGCCUGCAUCUGGUACAGCAUCGGAGACUACGAGGUCAUCGACAAGGCCACCAACACCAUCAAGGGGGACAGCUGGCUCUACCAGCUGGCCCUCAGCCUCGGAUCGCCUUACCGCUACAACGUCAGCGGCUUGGGCCGAUGGGAGGGCGGCCCCGGCAAGGACUCCCUGUACAUCACCUCGCUGUAUUUCACCAUGACCAGCCUGACCACCAUCGGCUUCGGCAACAUCGCCCCCACCAGCGACGGGGAGAAGAUCUUCUCUGUGGCCAUGAUGAUGGUGGGAUGUAAGUAGGAGAUACUCAGCUUCAACCAUGCUGCGUCGGCAGAGCCGGGCAGUAUCUGCUGUUGUGGUUUCGGUCAUUUCUGAGAGUGUAAUGGCUCAGAUUUUCAUUUUCUGUACUUACUUGCAAUGUGUUGUAUCCAGAUAUAAACACCAGUGAGAGGGCUGCUCUUAGAGAAUGCUGUUUCUAUGAGUUUUUAUGAUAUAUUGAUGUUUUGAAGCGAUGUGAUGUGUGAAAGUUUUGCCACGUUAGUUGGUGUGGUCUGAGUAUGGUGCUGUCGGUUGGUCAGUCCAACACUCCAAAAUGUAGUUUAACCCAGUCGCCAGAAACAAAUAUACUUCCUGAUUAUGUGGAGUACAUAGGAAUUGAUUUUGUAGGAUAUAUAUGACUUGCAGCGCAUUCAUUGUCGUAGGUGUUGCUACAAACACUGUAUGAGGACAGUCUGGUUUGACAUUUGAAGUUUGACAUUUAGCGUAUCCGUGGUUUUGCCCGACGUAGAAUGCGGUGGAUUCCUUAUGGUUCUGGUGACUCUGUGACGUUUCAUCUUGUUUUCAGGCCAAAUCUUCACCUCGUACACACUGAAUAUUGUGUGCAGAUUUCCAUGAGAGGUAAAGAUGUGUGCUGACACUUUUUUGGGGGUUGUUGGGCAUAUAAACCAGAGCAUGCUGUUGACUUGUCAUUGUAGGAAAAAGCACAUG